AUGGAGAAAAUAUCUAGGCCUUUUAAUGGGAGUAACUAUUGGAAGAAAAAUGGGUACAAUCUCUUAGAUGGAGCUAGUGAAACAAAGAGGAACAUACAAGUAGUGAAGAUCAAAGGCGGAUCAAACGACUCUACUACCAGAAAUUUUAGGAGGUUUUGGAGGAUUAAAAAGACGCUAAAGUUUAAGAGUCUAAGGAAGACAAUUACUCAUACGCCAAAGAAACUAUGGCAUACGUUCAAAAAUGGGUACGUAAAUAUGAUGUUAAAAAUAGCCGGCGGAGUAGGGCAGAUUGAUGGAGGUGUUGAGUUUGAGAAUAAGAGGAUUUCACAAGCUAAACAUUUUAAGAUUAAGUAUAAGAAUCAAGAUGAUUUUGAAGCUAGGCUUGUUUUUGAGAUUUACAAGUCGUUGAGUACUUCUAAAGGGUUGUCUGAAAUUGCUUAG
Molecule: messenger RNA, 441 nt
Organism: Chenopodium quinoa (quinoa)
Lineage: Eukaryota; Viridiplantae; Streptophyta; Magnoliopsida; Caryophyllales; Amaranthaceae
Exons: 1
Coding region: 1-441 (146 amino acids)
Source: RefSeq, a predicted model, not a curated record